Molecule: messenger RNA, 705 nt
Organism: Pseudogymnoascus destructans
Lineage: Eukaryota; Fungi; Ascomycota; Leotiomycetes; Thelebolales; Thelebolaceae
Exons: 6
Coding region: 1-705 (234 amino acids)
Source: RefSeq, a predicted model, not a curated record
AUGAGAGAUCUCACACACAUUCGGAAGCAGACUUUUAAGGCCUACGCCUACAGUACGCCUACGCCUACUACCCUACCAAUCUGGGUUUCUACCCCAAAACCCUCAAAUUUUCGGGGGGUAGAAGAGGGGCUACAGCACUGGAAAAAUCGGGUUCCGGAGGGCUUUAGUAGCCCCUCAAAAGAGAGCUAUGGGAACUGGCUUACCGGAAUAGAAGAGGCCAUAGCCUCAGGCCAGCUUAUAGAGCUUGACCUACAGACUGCCCGGCGGCAGGUUGAGGAGUCGAAGAAGCGGGCAAGCCGAAGCCGGGCCCGCCUUCAGUUUGGAGGUGAGCACCAAGCUGCUCACGCUCACAAGCUUCGGGCCCAGAAAGCCGAGCGUCAAGCCCAAAAGCUCGCAGCUAAAGAAGCCCGGGUAGCCCGCCAGGCCUUAAACCAGGCCCGGAAUCGGCUUCUUAGGGCAGGAAUUAAGGCCCGGAAGGAAGAGCGUGCCCGGAAGAAGAUGAUUACCCGGUUCCACAAAAAGGGAUCCCAAUUCCUCCGGAGCUCGAGGAGCCAAUUCCUGACCCAGAAGCCCCCCAAAUUGAGAGCGACUAGCAGAUCGGGCGAUGCCAAUAACUUUUACAACCAUGGCCAGUUGCUGCCUGAGAACUUCAUCGAGACUGCAAAGUCCAAGGGCUAUGAUCACAACUACUUCUUCAUGCACUGA